Molecule: messenger RNA, 4175 nt
Organism: Girardinichthys multiradiatus
Lineage: Eukaryota; Metazoa; Chordata; Actinopteri; Cyprinodontiformes; Goodeidae
Gene: ro60
Product: Ro60, Y RNA binding protein
Exons: 10
Coding region: 224-1945 (573 amino acids)
Cellular component (GO): ribonucleoprotein complex
Molecular function (GO): RNA binding
Source: RefSeq, a predicted model, not a curated record
GCCCCACCCUCAUCCCCCUGGUUACGUCACUGCCAACCGGAGGGGAGGCCUUGCGCCAUCAGGCUGCAUCAAAACUUUAGCUCUGUGUAAAUAUCUUGAGAUGCAGCUGCCAAAAUGACAGAAAGAUACACCAGAGGGUCCCCAAGUCCAGUCCUCGAGAGCUACUCCAGGACUACUGAGUUACAAAUUGGCUCAUUUUUAGGCCUCCGCAGAGCUGAAUGACAUGAGGGCAUUUAUUGAAGCAGGGAUGGAGCUGCAGGAUAGUAGCUCUGGAGUACUGGACCUCGGCAGCCCUGCAGCAGAGAAACAACAGGCCUUCUCCAGCAUUGCAAUGGAGCUAUCAGGGAACACUACAAGCAACCACACCCUGAACUCAACAGGUGCUGAGAGCUCAUGGGAGAUCAGUGACAAGACUAAACUGUGUCGCUUCCUCUGCUAUGGCUCCGAGGAAGACAUCUACACUGCCAGAGAGCUGGGACACGUCACCAUAGACCACGCCGGAGCCCUGCUGUCCUUGCUGCAGGAGGGGAGAGGUGCAGAGGUUGUGGAGGAGAUAAAACGCUUUGCCCAAAAUGGGUGCGUCGUCAGACCGGGUCCUGCCUUUUUUGCCCUGGCCUUGUGCUCGCAGCAUUCAGAGCUGAAGACCAGGCAGGCAGCUUUCAAAGCCUUGAAGGAGAUCUGUCGGGACGCUGCCCACCUGUUUUCCUUCAUUCAGUACAAAAAGGAGCUGAAAGAAGGCAUGAAAUGUGGAAUAUGGGGGCGUGCCCUGAGGAAGGCCGUGUCUGACUGGUACAAUGAGCAAGAUGCCCUGAGUCUGGCUGUAGCUGUGACCAGAUGUAAGCAGAGAGGGGGGUGGUCUCACCAGGACCUGCUCAGACUCUCCCACACCAGACCAGCCACAGAUGCCGUUGCCUUGAUCAGCAAAUAUGUAACAAAAGGGUGGAAGGAGGUCCAGGGGGCUUAUGCAGACAAAGAGAACUCAGAGGAAGUUGUCAAAGUGCUUUCCUACCUUGAGGUGGUGGAAAAGGUCAAGCACAGCCGUGAUGAAACGGAGGUCAGCAGUUUAAUAGAGGAGCACAAGCUAGAGAGGGAGCAGCUGCUUACAGAUCAUCUGAGGUCAAAACAGGUAUGGAGCGCUCUGCUGAAGGAAAUAUCUCUGCAUUCGAUUCUAAAAAUCCUGGGAAAGAUGACGUCGAACAAACUUCUUGAACCAAGAAGCUCAGAGACACAAAUAAUAUGUGACAGACUUCAGAACGAGUCAUCUCUAAAGAAGGCAAAAAUCCACCCUUUCAGCAUCCUGUUGGCCUCAGAAAAUUAUAAACGAGGCCAAGGCUAUCAGGGGAAAACAAAAUGGGAAGCAGACAGCGACAUCCUCAAAGCCAUGGACUGUGCUUUUUACAAAAGCUUUAUGAACGUGGAGCCUAUAGGUAAGCGACUCGUCGUGGCAGUAGAUGUGAGCACAUCGCUGACCAGCGUUGUCCCGGGAACAGCAAUCAGCACUGCUGUAGCAGCCGCAGCUGUAACCAUGAUUUUUGCUCGGACAGAAGCAAACACACAUGUCCUGGCCUUCUCUGAGGGAACUGUGGUUCCAUGCUCUCUUUCUGCAGAUAUGACGCUUGCAGAAGUAACUGUAGAACUGGUUAAGCUCCCCAGUGGCAGCACAGACUGCACUCUUCCUAUCACAUGGGCCACAGGAAAUAAGAAGUACAUCGACAUGUUCAUCAUUCUGACUAAUAACCCACUGUGGACGUUUACAGCUAGCCCAGUGGAAUCUCUGAAGAAACACAGACUGGCAUCAGGCGCAGAUUCCAAGUUGGUGAUGUGUGGCUUAACUUCCAUUGGACACACCAUCGCAGACACGGAAGACAGGGGUUUACUCAGCAUCUGUGGCUUCGACCUUGGAGCUUUUAACAUCAUUCGUAACCUUGCCCUCAAUCUGAUCUGAUCUAAUGUCAUAUAGUAACUGGACCAUCUGAGUCAUAUAACGAGCGUACAAACAGACAGAACAAAGUGGACAAACAAGGCCCACACAUGGAAAGUUCAACUAAUCCCAAAGAUGCUGACAAUUCCAGAUUCUUCUUUUUUGUAUAAUGUAUGACAAAGCGUCCAGCGGGCUGGACGGGCCCCUCUGCUAAUGUUACGUGCACAUAUUUUCUGUGAAAUUCGAAAGCCAAGUGCUAAUACAGGGUAUGCUGGAUAUGAUGUGGUCAAAAGUGACUAGACAGUAGGCUUUUGAUGGCUCUCGGUUAGACAAGAACAUCUCUCAUUUUCAGCAAGAAGAUUGCAGAUUGAUAGGCGAAACUGAGUGAGUCACAAUGUUACGUUUCAUGCAACUGUAGGUUUACUUUAAGGUGGUUUCCUGGUAGCAUGUAAGAGAUAAAGUAUAGGUUAAUUGUUAAUUCUUCAAUUUUAUGAAGUGGAAUAUUAAUUAUUAACCUAUCUAUAGGAAAUGAAGAUGAGAGAAAUCAUCUAAAGUCCACAGAAUAACUUCCUGUUUGUGAAAUUGUUGGAUUUAUUUAGUUGGACCAGUUUUAUUUAAUUACCAACACUAGAUUUAUUUUAGAUGAAUUACUCUUAGCCCUAGUUAGGCUAGUUUUAUUACAUCACAAAGUAGUUCUCAUUGAUCUUGAUAUACGUUCACUUGCCACGAGCAUGAAUGCCAUAAUUUAGAGAUUUUACUGAUUUAUUUGAACCUGUUGGAAUGAUGAUACUGUAUUGUUUAGAAAUAGUUUAAAUGUACAGUAGAUUUUCUCCACACUUACACACCCCAUUAAUAAAUGUCCCUUAGCAGGCUACAGAUAAACCACUCACUUAAUUGGCUUAAUUCUAUCUGACCACUGGUUUUAUCAGAAAUGGAGCAGAUCAUUUAAAUGAGCUGGUUUUCUGCCGCAGACUAAGGUUUUAAGCAGAGUUCAAAGGUUUUCAAUCAGGUUGAGAACAGGGCUGUUCCAAAACCUUGAUGUUAGGCGGCUUUAUCCAUUCCUAAACCAGUUUGGAUGUAUGUUUGGGAUCGUUGCCCUGUUGGAAUAACCAACUGGGUUCCGCUGGGCAGGUUUCAGCUUUUGAUUUCAGAUGAAGUUGGAAAUUUUGGAUGUAGUCCUUCACCAUUACUUUAGCCACUUUGUGCAGUUCAUCAGUACCUCUGGCUGGGAAAAAGCCCCACAGAAUGAUGUCGCCACCACCAUGCCUGAUAUUGCAUGCAAUGUUUUAGGUUUAAAUGCCACAUCUUGAUUCCCCUGAACAUUUUUGUCUGCUUUUGGGUUUUUUCUCCUGGUUUUGGAGCAGAGUCUUUGUUUUUCCUUGGUGGGUGAGGGCUCGCUCACCUGUCACCUGCUUGAGCUUGGUGUUAGGCUGGUUCGGUAGCAUUAGAGCAGUUUUUCCUUACAUCUCUAAGACGGGUAGGUGGGGUCAGAUAGACGGAACCAGUCUAAUCAAUGAUCCAAACACAAAUCAGAAAGGGUUUUGAAACACUUCCAUUACACUUUCUGAAUGACCUCCCAAAGAACUCUGACCAUAUUCUUAUUGAAAGUUUCUCAACUAUGAAUAAAAACUGGGUCUGCCUCAGGAAACCAACCAAGUUAAUCUGAUUUUUGAUCAGAAGAGUGGUUGAAUAUCCAGCCAGAAUUAUGCCAGAACAUUGCUCAUGUGACUUCUCUGCAACCUGCUAAGGGCCAUUUAUCCAGAUAUUACUGAUUGUUUGUUUUCUUUGAACUAUGUUAACUUUGAUCCACUUUGGAUGAGAGAAAGUUCACAUUGAAUUCAAAUUUGAGCAGCUAGUUCUUGUUUUUUAAAAUGUUUCAAGUACAUCAUUAAAAUGCCAAAAUUGAAGACCUUUACGCCCAUGAUGAAUGGAUGUCAUGUUCUGAGCGGCUCUGUAUAUCAAUAACUCUUAGCGGCCUUUAAAUGUGAUGAUCAGUUUUAGAAUGAAGGAUUGUUGUUUUGAAUUUCCCUCUUCAACAGAAUUAUGCAAAUGUGUAGGACUUUAACUGGUUUUGAUGGAAGUUGUCACAAAUAGGACAAUGUUGUACUGUUUAAAAAUCAGUCGUAGCUGCGUAAAAACUGUUCACCAUCACUGAAACUGCUGAAGUUGCACUCCUGUAUCUUUAAUUUAAAAAUGAUUGUUUAUGCAAAAACGAUGAAUUGAAACUAUUGUAGAAUAAAUCAAAUUGAAUGUA